This is a messenger RNA of Monomorium pharaonis (pharaoh ant), 2865 nucleotides long. It is a transcript of the gene Afg3l2, whose product is annotated as AFG3-like protein 2. The record is from RefSeq and is a predicted model, not a curated record. Lineage: Eukaryota; Metazoa; Arthropoda; Insecta; Hymenoptera; Formicidae. The coding region runs from base 196 to 2550 and encodes 784 amino acids. The transcript is spliced from 13 exons. Gene Ontology annotation, biological process: protein-containing complex assembly; mitochondrial protein processing. Gene Ontology annotation, molecular function: ATP binding; metalloendopeptidase activity; zinc ion binding. Gene Ontology annotation, cellular component: membrane; m-AAA complex.
CUCCGCGCUGUACUCCGUGUGAUAUAACGCGCCGUGUCAGGAUCGUCUCCGCCGACGCUCUCGCUCGAAAAUGACGCGGCGAACACGUCAUUUUUAUCGUGAUCAUCAUUUAGUUGUCCGCAGUUCGCGUGUCGCUGACUACGUUCUGUUGUGCAACUUUCUGCAACCGGUGCGUUUACGUGUCUCGCCGCAGCUAUGUUCAAACGCCACUUGUCGCUACUUAAGAAUAACACGACGCUAUCUGCCAUUGAGCAGGUACAGCAGAAGUGGAGAUUAUUUUGUAAAGAGCCACCCAAAGGAUUUGAAAAGUUCUUCAAACCAGGUGAAGGUAAAAAUGGUAAAAAUACUCCCAAGAAAGCCGAGGGAACAAGUAAAAAGGCUGAAACAAAAGCACCCCCUCCCCGACCUUCGUCUUCAUCAUCUGGUUCAUCAUCAUCUGGUUCUAAGGAGCCAAGUUUCGAAUGGAUAUCGAAAUUUUUUGGAAACAGCUCGAAAGGAGGUAAACCAUUUGAAAGUGGCGAUAAAGAAAAAACAUUAAUGCUUUUGGUUGCACUUGGAGUAAGUGGUGCGAUUCUAUGGCUAUUUUCCCAGGAUCUAAAUCUGAAAGAGAUCACGUGGAGAGAAUUUAUAUAUAAUUAUUUAAACAAAGGUCUUGUUGAGAAAUUAGAAGUAAUAAACAAGAAAUGGGUGCGUGUAAAACUCUUACCUGGGUAUACUGUUGAUGGUUCUGAUUCAUUAUGGUUUAAUAUUGGAAGCACCGAUACUUUCGAAAGAAAUUUAGAAAAUGCACAAUUAGAAUUAAACAUGGGACCUGAGAAUUAUAUUCCUGUCAUCUAUAAGAAUGAAGUGGAAAGUGCAAAUCUUCUGUCGUAUUUACCACAGAUUAUCAUGUGGGGAUUCCUCAUUUUCUUGAUACGAAGAUCUGCAGAAGCAAUGUCCGGUAAAGGAGGUAAAAGAGGUGGACUUUUCGGUCAAGUAAUGGAAUCUACUGCAAAACUAAUAAAUUCGAAAGAUAUUGGUGUACGAUUUAAAGAUGUAGCCGGAUGUGAAGAAGCUAAAAUCGAAAUCAUGGAGUUUGUAAAUUUUCUAAAGAAUCCGCAACAGUAUAUAGAUCUUGGAGCUAAGAUUCCAAAGGGCGCGAUGCUAACAGGGCCCCCUGGUACUGGUAAAACUUUAUUGGCUAAAGCUACAGCUGGUGAAGCAAAUGUACCCUUUAUUACAGUAUCAGGUUCGGAAUUCUUGGAGAUGUUUGUGGGUGUUGGUCCUUCUAGAGUGCGUGAUAUGUUCUCUAUGGCGCGAAAACAUGCACCGUGUAUAUUAUUUAUUGAUGAAAUUGAUGCAGUUGGACGAAAGAGGGGAGGUCGAAAUUUUGGGGGACAUUCUGAGCAAGAAAAUACAUUAAAUCAGCUUUUAGUGGAAAUGGAUGGUUUUAACACGACAACUAAUGUGGUUGUAUUAGCGGCGACUAAUAGAAUAGAUAUUCUAGACAAAGCAUUAUUAAGACCUGGAAGAUUCGAUAGACAAAUAUUUGUUCCUGCUCCGGAUAUCAAAGGACGAGCAUCCAUUUUCAAAGUACAUUUAGCUCCUUUGAAAACAACAUUAGAUAAAGAGGAAUUAGCAAGAAAAAUGGCAUCCUUGACACCUGGAUUUACAGGAGCUGAUAUUGCAAAUGUUUGCAAUGAAGCGGCUCUGAUUGCGGCGAGAGACUUGUACGACAGCAUUCAACUUAAAAAUUUUGAACAAGCUAUUGAGAGAGUAGUUGCUGGCUUGGAGAAGAAGACCAAAGUAUUACAACCGGAAGAGAAGAAGACAGUUGCGUACCACGAGGCCGGUCAUGCGAUAACCGGCUGGUUCUUAGAGCAUGCAGAUCCACUUUUGAAGGUGUCCAUUAUUCCGCGCGGUAAAGGAUUAGGAUACGCCCAGUACCUGCCACGCGAGCUAUAUCUUUACACGAAGGAACAGUUAUUCGAUCGGAUGUGCAUGAUGCUCGGUGGACGAGCGUCGGAAGAAAUCUUUUUCGGCCGCAUAACUACAGGUGCCCAGGAUGAUUUACAGAAGAUAACAAAAGUUGCGUAUGCGCAAAUUACGCAAUAUGGCAUGAAUGAAAAAGUUGGGAACGUCAGUUUUGAAAUGCCGUCUUCAGGAGAAAUGGUUUUCGACAAGCCGUAUUCGGAGCAGACCGCGCAACUUAUCGAUAAUGAGGUUCGAGAGUUGAUCGAGAGGGCACAUAAGCGAACGCUAGCUCUUCUGAACGAGCAUAAAGAAGAUGUAAUUAAGGUUGCCGAGCGACUGCUGAAGCAGGAGGUUCUAAGUAGGGACGAUAUGAUCGAAUUACUUGGACCUCGACCUUUCCGUGAAAAAUCCACCUACGAAGAGUUUGUCGAAGGUACGGGUUCUUUCGAAGAGGACACUACGUUACCGGAAGGUUUAAAGGAAUGGAACGUGCAAAAGGGAGAAUCGUCCAAGGACAGUGACAAAAAGGACAAAACGACGGAAGCGCAGCCUUCCAAAGCAGCUUCCGGUGAUAAACAGCCACAGCAACGACUGUAAUUGUAAUAUUUUAGUUUCACAAAUGCUUUGUAUUAUAGUUCGAAAUACACAAUUAAAUAAGACUACGGUUGUUGAACAGUGUAAUUUUCAGCUGCAUCAGCUGUUGCUAUAAUGCUAAUUUAGCGUGUAUCACUUGUGAUGUUUUCAUGUAAUUAAAUUCAAACUGUACUCUAAUUUUGUCCAUCUCAGUUCCGUUUUCAUCUUCGUCAAAAUCAUCUGGGAAUAAUUGUACAGAAACAAAAUAAUACUCGUAAAACCUCAAAAACUUCAGAUCUUUUGUGUAUUAUGUUAAUAAAAUUACAGAUACUUUAUUGA